AUGUAUGAAGGUCUACCAAAGCGGCCCGGUGACGGCAGCGCUUGGACCAUUUGUGAAGACUGGGAGGCUGAAGGUGGCCUUGCAAAUGAUAUCUUCAUUGUAUCCGAUACCAUCGCUACGCUUCACAACUGCUUCACAGACGAACCCAUAUUCCUUGAAGUAAUUGAUGCUUUACUGGACAUCGACCUUCUUGCAGACAACAGAUACUUUGUAAAGGAUGAGCGCUUAUGGCAACUAUGCCAGAAUGGUGGAACAAGAGCGCGAGCACACAUCGAGUGUGUUCCCUGUUCCAAGGCACAUACACUGGCCACAAAGGAGCACAGCAACGGUGGCCAUUGGGGACGUGACGCAGUGAAGUUGGCGCUCACUGACUGCAUAUACAGCCCAAAGCUGGAUGAAACCAUCAUCAAUGCCAUUCACAAAUGCCUGCAGCUUGUCGAGGGCACAAACAAACUUUGA
This is a messenger RNA of Heterobasidion irregulare TC 32-1, 459 nucleotides long. RefSeq lists its product as uncharacterized. NCBI's taxonomy places the organism in Eukaryota, Fungi, Basidiomycota, Agaricomycetes, Russulales, Bondarzewiaceae. The record is from RefSeq and is a predicted model, not a curated record. Bases 1 to 459 code for a protein of 152 amino acids. The transcript is spliced from 3 exons.